CGAGCGAGUAUACCAAAUAUCUAAUGUUGCUCUCCGAUGGUAAAUCAGUUUUCCGAAAGACAACAUCAGAAACAGACGUACGAUUCGGGUUUGUUUCGAUAUAAAGAACACUUUAAACGUUCUUUAACUUUUAUAUUCUUAGAUUCAAGUAUUCGACAAACAAUUGUUUUUGAUCGUCUACAUAUUCAGCAUUAAUUUAGUUGUAAAACACCAUAGGACUGUCAUCGAUCAUCAAAAGAAAACCAACGAAUUAUCUCAUUUUAUCAGAGCAAAACCAUUCUCAGUUUUGGGUCACAUGUUGUGUUCAAGUGCUAGUGAUUACUAGAGGGAGAGAUAGAGAGAGAGAGAGAGAGAGAGAAAGCAAACAAAAACAAAGUAUAAUAACAACUUUAGAAAUUUUAUUGGCAAGCAAAGUUAAAGACGUGUUAAUUAAAGCAAAUAAAUACAAUUACAAAAACAAUUGUGCUACCGACUGAUCUGCGAAAGAAACGUUCCUAAUCACUGUAAAUUUAUGGCAUAAAUCUUGUGUCGUGACUCAACACAUAAUCUACCAAGUGAAAGACUUUAAGGACCUUUACGGUUCAUUCCAUCACAAACUGAUGUUACAUAAUACACAACAGAAAAGAACAUUACAAAAAGAAAGAACUUCAAAUGUGAAUUGAAACGAAAAUGAAAAAAUGAAUGCAACGCAAAAACAAGUAAGAUACAGAAAAAAAAUACUCACUUAAUCGAUUCGAUUCUCGGUUGCUUCUUGAUGCGAUGAAAUUUAGUUUUAAAUUUCGCUUGCACCGUAAGAAUUGCUUUAAAUUGUUGUGCGCGUGCAGUGAUGGUGCAUAUACUCGUGAACAAGUGUAAUAACUUUGGCAAAAGAAACGAACGACGAGCCGGUUUUGAUUCAUCCAUUCGGAAUAUCUUUUGACAGUGAAUCGAACAUGAAAAAAAUAACAGAGUAAAUGAGAACCAAUCUAGUAGUAACUUACGAAAUUCAAACAAUAAAAUUAAAUAGCAUUGACACUAUAAUUUGAAAAAAAAAAAAGAAAGAAUGAAAGUAAACCAAUAAGACUGUUUUGCCAACCAGCUAACCAACCAAAAAAGAAAAAAAGACGAACUUCAAAUAUAUAAAUCACGGAACAAUACAAAAAAUUGUUUGAUUGUGAUUUAUUUCUGUUGAUAUGUAUUUGUGAUUCACAAUUUGACUGCUGCUUUGACUGAAAGUGAUGAAAUAUUCAUGCUUUUUGAAUAAAAAAUUUUAUGAAUGGAAGCAAUUUAAAAACAUUUUCAUACCACAAACAUUAAAACUUACGAUGAUUUCAUCCGAGAUCUAAGCAAAGGAAAUUAUUGGAUUAAAUCAUUUAUUUUAUACGGAAUCGAUAAGAAUCAAAACUUCAUCUCUUCAUUUUUCUGCUGAGUCAUCAAAUCAUCCUGACCAAUAUGGCGGUUAAUAGCCAGCCUCGAAGCAUCACACCUGAAGGUCAACAGGAAUAUGAUGUCACUCGUAUGCGUGAGGAGGAUUUUGAGAGAUUGGCUGUUUAUAUUGUGCCCGAUGUUUCAUGCGAACGUGGAACCAUUAGCCGAGCAGAAAAAACUCUACCAAGAAGCUUAACAUUGAAACCAUCGCUCGUUCUAUCUACGCCGAGUGUAAAGACUGAAGGUGUGUGGAGUACGGGCGUCAUUCCACGUGGAACUCGAUUCGGACCCUUUGAAGGGAUUCCAACACCAAACUAUCCAAGUGAUAAAUGUUCAUGGAGAUAUUUUUGGCGGGUGCAGGGAACUACUCAUGUAACAUACGGAAACAUUAAGAUAUUCAAGGACGACGAUUACUAUUAUCUCGAUGGAUCUGAUACAAGACAGGCGAAUUGGAUGCGAUUUGUAGCGUCCGCCUACAGUUUGCAAGUCAUGAAUUUGGUUGCAUGCCAGCAUCAGGACAACAUUUAUUUUUACACAAUUCGUGAUAUAAUGCCAAAUGAAGAGCUUAUGGUGUGGUAUUGUCGCGAUUUCGCCAAAAGACUGGGAUACGAUGUGGAUCCAGAACGCACAACUUAUUCUAUCUGCAAGGAAGAAGCAAUGAAGAAGUUUCCCCCAAAAACAUCACCGGUCGCUCCAGAAGUUGCAUUUAAUCAUGUAAAAUAUGUGAUGGGUUUUGCUUUGCCACCACAAACAUCACCCAGUCCAUCGCCACCAUUGCAAUCUACAGUUCAACCACAGUUACAAUCUCAAGUAAAUUUGUCUCAACAAUCGCAACAAAAUUUAACGCUAAAAAAUGGACGUCCGUUACAUCAAACUGUGGUGCAUUUGCGUGAAGCGCGCGAAAAUCAAGAGGCCAGAAAUAUGUUGCCGGUUCAGGUGCUGUCACGUGAUCAAUCGCCAAUUCGUGAAGGCAGCAAAGAGAAAGAAGCACAUUCUCCAAUCUCACACAAAGAUACGCAUUACGAACAUCAAUUGACACCCAACGAUGGAUCAGUUCGCUCAGAUGAAGGUUAUCAAAGCAAUGAACAUUUCGAAGAUGGUUUAACACCACCCGAAGAUUACAGCGAUAGCGAAGAUGAAAACAAUUAUGUACUAGAUUGCUCGAAAAAGGCGAUUGAGCCAAAAGAAACAGUACUGUGCAAAUCCGAGGACAAAAAUGAGUACCGCAAAGUGAAAAUGAAAAUGCCAUUGAAAUACGAAUUCAAAAAGAAGUCCAUCAAAUUGGAGCAAAUUAGCAAGGACUCACCAUGUACGGACGACGAACUUAUGCCUCUCCAGUCCAAAGAACCAUCAUCUCCGCGUCGCGUUAUAACACCGGCUACAAGUACGGUGAUUGUAUUAGAAAACUCAUCAGCACACACAAUUGUUCCUUUAACGAAACCAUAUUAUGAAGCAACGGCUUCAGAAACUGUUUCGUCACCAAUUAUGGGCUACACACCUCCAAGUUCUAGUAUUUUAGAGACCAUUUUAACGGGCAAUCGUGUAAUUUCCGGAACACGACAACCUAACGCGACUCCGCCACCGACUUCUCCGACAGAAAUGGCAUAUUCCUACAAAAAAUCUCACCGGUAUGGAAACGCAUGUAGUCCAGAUUCGAGCUCAAAUUAUACUCCAAAUUGUCAAUCGAUCAAUACCCCCGAGACAAUCGAAACAAAUGACACGCCAAAGGAGCGGUCACCAACUCCUCCGAUUAUACCAUCGUUAACUUAUGGAAGUCAAACUAGUACACCAGCUUCGAUGACAUAUGAACAACACCGAACAUCACCAUUUUCGUACAUGCUUUCAUCAGCAAACAAUGUAAUCUCACAUGUACCUAGUUCUACGUAUUCGCCGCCGUUAAGUAACGGUCACUACGAACGUAUUUCCAAUCAUUCAUUGUCUCCAUCGGGAAGUUUGCUCUCAUUACAAGGUCAACUCCUAAAUCAUCCGAUUAUGACACCACUGACACCAUUGCAACGAUUAUCGCCGAUGCGCGCAUCGCCACCGUGUAGUCUUAGUCCAGAUGGAUCAUGCACAAGAAGUGGCAGUCCACUGAGCCCUGGCGGUACGUCGCGUGGCUAUCGUAGUUUGCCUUAUCCAUUAAAGAAGAAAGAUGGAAAAAUGCAUUACGAGUGCAACGUGUGUUGCAAAACAUUUGGACAAUUGUCCAAUUUAAAAGUGCAUUUACGUACGCAUUCUGGUGAACGGCCCUUCCAAUGCGGCGUCUGUACUAAAUCAUUUACACAACUUGCCCACCUGCAAAAGCAUCAUCUCGUUCACACAGGCGAAAAACCUCAUCAAUGCAAUAUCUGUAAAAAACGAUUCUCAUCUACAUCAAAUCUCAAAACACAUCUUCGUCUGCAUAGUGGUCAAAAGCCAUAUGCUUGUGACUUAUGCCCGCAGAAAUUCACGCAAUUUGUGCAUUUAAAACUUCACAAACGGUUGCAUACAAACGACAGACCAUAUGUGUGUCAAGGUUGCGACAAAAAAUAUAUCAGUGCAUCAGGGCUUCGAACACACUGGAAGACGACGAGCUGUAAACCGAACAAUAUUGAAGAGGAAUUAGCACUUGCAGCAGCAGCCACCAACGAAUGCUUGGAUAAAGAACACGACAAUGAUGCGAAAGAUAUGUACGAGGUCCAACAGAUUCACAUGCGUAAUGUAGAUCAUCAUCAUAUGCCCAAUUCUCCGUCGCGCUUAUUAAAUAUUCACUCUCAUGCGCAUUCACUACAAUCGAACCCACCAAUGCACCAAUCCCAAAAGAACCAUCUCUUACAACAACAAAGCCAACAGCAAACACAGCAACAGUCUCAAAACCAAUCUCUUCAGCAACCACCUACAGUUCAACAGGCACAAUCAAACGGACAUUACGUGCAUCACACACACCAACAAUCAAACGGUGAACGACCCAGUGUUAUUGAAUCAAAUCAAGGAUUAAUAAUUGAAUGUACGUAAAUAUCCCGACAAUUCGUUGUAUGUUUGUGUGCCUGCCGGUGUAAAAGAGAAAGAGCAGACUACAAUGUUCCGAUUCUAAGAUUAAACUGAAGCUACAAUUGAGAGGUUUUUCAAAAGACUUGUGAUUAUUAUUGUUUAAAAUAAAGCUAAAUUUAAAUGAAAACAGAUGAAAGAACAAUACAUAAAUGAUACACAGAACAAAAAUUGAAUUAUUCAAUAAACGAACUAAAAUUAUUAAUUGUAAUGAGAGCUUGUGACUGACCCAUUUAGAUAUUUAGACUAAAUGAAUAACUAAAUUAUGUUAUAACCGUAAAUGAUGGAAAGAAUGAGCGAAUAUAAUAAUGACUAAAUGAUGAAUGGCACUUUUGCAAUGAAUAGAAGAAAAAAAAAAUCGAGCGUUAAGAAUACUUUAUACAAAAUAAAUUUAAAACAAAAAUUGAUAUGAAAAAAGCUUAUUAAUUUAAACAAUAUUGAUUAUUUUCAUACAAUUAUUACAGUUAUAAAGAUAAUCUUAUGUGGUUAAACAUAGGCUAACUUAUGGCUAUAUUUUAAGGUAAAAUUUAAUUUUAAAUAAUUGGGAAUAAUAAGACUCAGAACAAAUACAAAAAAAUUAUUGCUUUUUGGACAAAGCAGUAUGAGAAAAAAAAAAGUUGAAUAACGUAAACGCACAGGUAAAAUAAGAACGCAUUCUAGAAACUGCAUUCAAUAAAAAAAAAAUUGUGAGUUUAAA
Sitodiplosis mosellana (orange wheat blossom midge) is the source of this 5131-nucleotide messenger RNA. RefSeq lists its product as uncharacterized. The transcript has 10 exons. The record is from RefSeq and is a predicted model, not a curated record. The coding region runs from base 1432 to 4401 and encodes 989 amino acids. Gene Ontology annotation, biological process: regulation of transcription by RNA polymerase II; cell fate commitment. Gene Ontology annotation, molecular function: histone deacetylase binding; DNA-binding transcription repressor activity, RNA polymerase II-specific; RNA polymerase II cis-regulatory region sequence-specific DNA binding. NCBI's taxonomy places the organism in Eukaryota, Metazoa, Arthropoda, Insecta, Diptera, Cecidomyiidae. Gene Ontology annotation, cellular component: nucleus; cytoplasm.